AUAUACCCAUUCUCCCCGCUUCCCCACUACCCACCCUUCUUCCUCCUCCCUCCUCCCUCCUCUUCUUGGUCCCGAACCUGCUGGAAGAAGAACAACUGAGGAUUGUUCCUCCCUCUUAACGAGAACGCGAUUCUGUGUUGACUCUUGGUAACGGAGUCUUUUCUUUUUACAAGCGCCGUCAUGUGCUCCGGCACGCGCAAGCCGACCGCGCCCCCGCCGCCGAGGGAUUCGGCCGAGCUUCUGAUGGAGCUGGCGGCGGCGGACGACGUGGUUGGGUUCAGGCAGGCUGUGGAGGAGGACAAGGCGUGUAUUGAUGGCGCGGGCCUGUGGUAUGGCCCCUCGGCGGCCGUGGGGCGGCGGCUGGGGAUGGAGAGCCGGACGCCGGCCAUGGUCGCCGCGCUGUACGGGAGCACGGGCGUGCUGGCGUACGCGCUGUCCGCCGCGCCGCGGGAGGCAUGCCGCGCGUCCCCCACGGACGGCGCCACCGCGCUCCACAUGGCGGCGGCCGGCGGGGCCGCCGGCGCCGUCGCCGCCACGCACCUGCUGCUCGCCGCCGGCGCGUCUACGGAGGCGCUCUCGGCGUCCGGGCUCCGCGCCGGGGACCUCCUCCCGCGUGCCGCGGGCCCCGCGGACAAGCCGCUCCGCGUGCUCCUCAAAUCCCCUGCCGUGUCGCCUUCCUCGUCCCCCAAGAAAUCCGCGUCCCCGCCGGCGGCCAUGGCGAUGGCGCAGGAGCCCAGGAAGGAGUACCCGCCUGACCUGACCCUCCCGGACCUCAAGAGCGGCCUCUUCAGCACCGACGAGUUCCGCAUGUACAGCUUCAAGGUGAAGCCCUGCUCCCGCGCCUACUCCCACGACUGGACCGAGUGCCCCUUCGUCCACCCCGGCGAGAACGCCCGCCGCCGCGACCCGCGCCGCUACUCCUACAGCUGCGUCCCUUGCCCGGAGUUCCGCAAGGGGGGCUCGUGCCGCAAGGGCGACGGUUGCGAGUAUGCACACGGGGUGUUUGAGUGCUGGCUUCACCCGGCGCAGUACCGGACCCGCCUCUGCAAGGACGAGGUCGGCUGCGCCCGCCGCAUCUGCUUCUUCGCGCACAAGCGCGACGAGCUCCGCGCCGUCAACCCUUCCGCCGUUUCCGUCGGUAUGCAGCCGUCGUCCCCGCGAUCGUCUCCGCCCAACGGGAUGGACAUGGGGAUGCUCAACCCGGCCUGGCCGUCGUCCCCGGCGAGCAGCCGGCUCAAGACGGCCCGGGAGCUCGACUUCGACCUGGAGAUGCUCGCGCUCGACCAGUACCAGCAGAAGCUGUUCGACAAGGUGUCCAACGCGGCAUCGCCGAGGGCAAACUGGGGCGCCGCGAACGGCGGCCUUGGCUCGCCGCACGCCGUGGCCCAGGCGCCGCCUAGAAACAUGCCGGAUUACAGCGACCUCCUCGGGUCCAUGGACACGGCCAUGCUGUCCCAGCUCCACGCCCUGUCUCUGAAGCAGGCCGGCGACAUGUCGCCCUACAGCUCGCUGCCGGACACGCAGCUGCACAUGCCGACCUCACCGAUGGUGGGCGCGAACACCUCGUUCGGCCUCGACCACUCCAUGGCGAAGGCCAUCAUGAGCUCCCGCGCCUCGGCGUUCGCUAAGCGUAGCCAGAGCUUCAUCGACCGUGGCGCACGGGCUCCGGCGGCACGCUCCCUCAUGUCGCCGGCCACGAUGGGUGAGCCAUCGAUGCUCACAGACUGGGGCUCUCCCAGCGGCAAUAAUAUGGACUGGGGCUCUCCCAGUGGCAAGCUGGACUGGGGCGUCCAGGGCGAUGAGCUGCACAAGUUCCGCAAAUCGGCUUCUUUCGGGUUCCGCGCACAAUCCGCCAUGCCUGUGGCCUCCCAAGCCACCCAGGCCGAGCCGGAUGUGUCGUGGGUGAACUCUCUUGUCAAGGAUGGCCACUCCGGCGACCAUUUUGCGCAGUGGCUGGAGCAGGAGCAGAUGGUGGCCUAAUCCCGUUGAUCGAUGAUCACUGGCUCAUAGCAUCUAGCUGACCAAAGUUCUUUCCUUCAAUUAUUUCCCUUUUUAUUUGCUUAAUUUGAUUCAUAUGAGAUGGUUCUUUAGUACAUAUAGGCUGUUCACAAAAAUAAUAUUGUUCAUCAACAAGAAGCUUGGAUGCCCAAAGGGAGCCUUAGAUUGAUGAUGAACAGCCAAUAUUACUUUUUUUCCCCUUCGGUUAUAAAUAGUUGUAUACAAGAAUUCCAACAAGAGUUUAUUUACUUGAUAUCUAUAUAUAUUUGGAGACCAGACAGAUUUGUUUCA
Molecule: messenger RNA, 2289 nt
Organism: Brachypodium distachyon (stiff brome)
Lineage: Eukaryota; Viridiplantae; Streptophyta; Magnoliopsida; Poales; Poaceae
Product: zinc finger CCCH domain-containing protein 33
Exons: 1
Coding region: 181-1980 (599 amino acids)
Molecular function (GO): protein binding; metal ion binding
Source: RefSeq, a predicted model, not a curated record